Messenger RNA from Populus nigra (black poplar), 1903 nucleotides. Its product is annotated as calcium-dependent protein kinase 29-like. The transcript has 8 exons. Gene Ontology annotation, biological process: protein autophosphorylation; intracellular signal transduction; peptidyl-serine phosphorylation. NCBI's taxonomy places the organism in Eukaryota, Viridiplantae, Streptophyta, Magnoliopsida, Malpighiales, Salicaceae. Gene Ontology annotation, molecular function: calcium-dependent protein serine/threonine kinase activity; calcium ion binding; calmodulin binding. Gene Ontology annotation, cellular component: cytoplasm; nucleus. The record is from RefSeq and is a predicted model, not a curated record. The coding region runs from base 218 to 1807 and encodes 529 amino acids.
GCAAAAAUAUAAGAGAGAAAGAAAGAAUGAUACCCAAGACUUCACAGAGGGCAAAAGCAACGCACCCAAAAAAAAAGUAAGCAGCAGAAUUUCCUAGCCAAAACCUCAAUAUCUUCCACAACCUACAUGUUCUUGUUAUAAAUCGGAACCCCACCAAAAAAUUUAAAAACCUGGAACAAUCUUUCUCUCUUUUGAUCAGUUACUGCUCACCAAUCCAAUGGGAAAAUGUUUCUCUAGGUCUUGUUCUCAUGACAUCCCUAUUUCCUCUUCCUCGGACGAUGUCUACUACCAACCAACACCACCUAAAAAACCAACUCAAGAAUGUUGUUAUCCAUCCAGACCGCUACUGCUACCACUACCGCCUCCACCACCAAUAUCAACAACACCUUCUUCGAAAACAUCUAGGACUUCUCAAACUAUUGUCACUUCAUCCUCAAAUAUUGGUCCCAUUCUUGGUAAACCAUAUGUUGAAAUAACCACAAUUUACGAUCUUGAUAAGGAAUUGGGUAGAGGCCAGUUUGGUAUAACUUAUCUUUGUACAGAGAAGGCGUCGGGAAGGAUGUAUGCGUGCAAGUCUAUCUCAAGACGUAAACUUGUGAAGGUAAAAGAUAUUGAGGAUGUUAAAAGAGAGAUUUUAAUACUACAACACUUAACAGGACAACCUAAUAUUGUUGAAUUUAAGGGCGCUUAUGAGGAUAAACAAAAUCUGCAUUUGAUCAUGGAGUUAUGCUCUGGCGGGGAGCUUUUCGACCGGAUUAUAGCAAAAGGGAGUUAUUCAGAGAGUGAAGCUGCGACAAUUAUUAGGCAGAUUGUGAAUGUGGUUCAUGCCUGUCAUUUUAUGGGGGUUAUGCAUAGAGAUUUAAAGCCUGAGAAUUUCUUGCUUGCAAGUAAAGAUCCAAAUGCUCUAAUUAAAGCUACUGAUUUUGGACUAUCGGUCUUCAUUGAAGAAGGAAAAGUAUAUAAUGACAUUGUUGGAAGUUCUUACUAUGUUGCUCCAGAGGUGUUGAAACGGAGUUAUGGGAAAGAGAUUGAUGUAUGGAGUGCUGGGAUCAUUCUAUACAUUCUUCUAAGUGGGGUGCCUCCUUUCUGGGCUGAGGCUGAGAAGGGCAUAUAUGAAGCAAUAUUAAAUGGCAAUCUUGACCUGCAGAGCAAGCCAUGGCCUAAGAUUUCACCUUCUGCAAAAGAUCUUAUCAAGAAAAUGUUAACGAGGGACCCCAAGAGUAGGAUCACUGCUGCCCAAGUACUCGAUCAUCCAUGGAUGAAGGUGGGCGGUGAAGCAUCUAACAAGCUUAUUGAUAGUGUUGUCCUGAUUCGGAUGAAACAGUUCAGAGCAAUGAACAAGUUGAAGAAGCUCGCACUAAAGGUCAUAGCUGAGAACCUUUCAGAGGAAGAAAUCAAGGGAUUAAGACAAAUGUUCAACAACAUGGACACUGAUAGAAGUGGUACUAUCACAUACGAGGAACUCAAAUCUGGACUGUUAAGGCUAGGAUCUAAACUUACUGAAGAAGAAAUAAAGCAGUUGAUGGAUGGUGCUGAUGUUGACAAUAAUGGUACUAUUGAUUAUGUUGAAUUCAUUACGGCUACCAUGCAUCGGCAUAGACUUGAGAAGGAAGAGAACUUGUAUAAGGCCUUCCAAUACUUUGACAAGGAUAAUAGUGGGUUUAUCACUAGAGAUGAGUUAAGACAAGCCAUGUCUCAAUAUGGAAUGGGGGAUGAGGCUACAAUAGAUGAAGUCAUAGAAGAUGUUGAUACUGAUAAAGAUGGAAAUAUCAACUACGAGGAAUUUGCAACCAUGAUGAGAAAGUGAUCCCAAGAUUCUAAAGUCAAUUUAAGAUAUAAAUAUUAUUGUAUAUAACAUGCUUGUAAAUAAACCAGUAUUAUCUAGAAAUCCUUUGCUAGAAAA